Molecule: messenger RNA, 1334 nt
Organism: Arachis stenosperma
Lineage: Eukaryota; Viridiplantae; Streptophyta; Magnoliopsida; Fabales; Fabaceae
Product: acyl-protein thioesterase 1-like
Exons: 10
Coding region: 237-1019 (260 amino acids)
Molecular function (GO): hydrolase activity
Source: RefSeq, a predicted model, not a curated record
AAAAAAAAGAAAAAAAAAUGGUUUUUUUAGCUGCCAAAUAUUCUUCUUGUUGUUAUAGUUGAUGUUGCUUUACUUCAAUUUCCACGGGCAUUGAUUCUCCAAUGUUAUUCUCUUUGUGCAUUACAUUUGGCUACAUAGUUUUUCAUUUUUUGCUGUGGAUUCUAGCUCAUAAAGAAAGUUCAUCAUCUUAAGCAUUUUGUGGCAGUGACAUUAGCAUUUUUGAGAUUAUAGAGAAUAUGAGCUACAACAGCACCUCAAUGAGUUCUGGUGGUGGAAAUGGAGCUGGUAGAAGGAAUUUCGAGUUCGGAAGGACUCAUGUAGUUAGGCCUAAAGGGAGGCACCAAGCAACUAUAGUUUGGCUACAUGGCCUCGGUGAUAAUGGCUCGAGCUGGUCCCAAAUAUUUGAAACUCUUCCUCUUCCAAAUAUUAAAUGGAUUUGCCCGACUGCUCCUACGCGACCUCUAGCCCUGUUCGGUGGAUUUCCUUACAGUGCUUGGUUCGAUGUUGGGGAGAUUUCGGAAAAUGCUGCAGAUGAUUUGGAGGGAUUAGAUGCUUCUGCUGCACAUGUUGCCAACCUUCUGUCGACCGAGCCUCCAAAUAUCAAACUCGGUAUCGGGGGCUUCAGUAUGGGUGCUGCAACUGCACUUCAUUCAGCUGUCUGCCAUGUUUCGGGGCGCUACGCGAACGGAAACAUUUACCCUAUCAACUUAAGUGCAAUUGUUUCAUUAAGUGGCUGGCUUCCUUGCUCAAGUGCCUUGAGAAAUCGGAUUGAAGGAUCACGCGAUGGCAUAAGGCGUGCAGCGUCGUUGCCCUUGUUUCUCUGCCAUGGCAGAGGGGACGAUGUGGUUGCAUAUGAACUCGGAGAGAAAUCCGCAGGGGCCUUAAGUGCGGCCGGAUUCCGGAAUCUUAUAUUUAGGAGCUAUAAUGGGUUGGGUCACUAUACAGUUCCUGAAGAGACUGAUGAAGUUUGUAGCUGGUUAACUGCAAAUUUGGGACUUGAGGGGUUUAGGUUCAACUAGAGAACAAUGCUUUUUUAGGGUAAUGGAAGAGGCACUAUAGAAUAGAUAGUGGUGUUUUGGGGGUAUAUUGGUAAUUUGGUAUAGCUGCUUCAUCUCUCUCAUGUACUAAAUAAACAAAGUUUCUAUAUUUGUCUUAUAGGAUUGGAUUACUACUAUGUUUCUAGAUUUGGGGUUUUGGGAAAUUAUGCUUUGGUUGGGGGGUAUAUGGAUAAUUUCCUAUACACCAAGUAAAUUUUGUUUAUUUCAUUUUAGGAUGGAUAAUAUACAUAAGUUGUUUUCUGUAUUCCUGUACUAAAUAAAGUAAAAUUUUGAUUA